Molecule: messenger RNA, 1402 nt
Organism: Colletotrichum navitas
Lineage: Eukaryota; Fungi; Ascomycota; Sordariomycetes; Glomerellales; Glomerellaceae
Exons: 2
Coding region: 143-1240 (365 amino acids)
Source: RefSeq, a predicted model, not a curated record
AAUCCAUCCUCAUUAUAUAAAGAGCGCAAGCGACUUGCAAUUGCGACGGCAUUGGGAUUGGAGCCUUGCGACGACGCACUCAUUAGUUUGACCAACCCAGGAUCUACGGACCUGAAGAGGCAAUCAAGAAACCACCGCCGAUAUGAACACGGAAGACGAAAACCUGGGACCCCUGGUCCGCCUAUGGGGCCUCCGGACGGAGCAGCUACCGGCCCCGAGCGCAACGUCGGCAGACUUGGCACCGUUCCUGAUCGCCGUGCUGCAGGAGGCGGUCCCCUUCAUUGACGCCGUUGCGCCCAAGGACGGCACGGCACGGCCCAACGAGUGGAAGGCUAAGGGCAGCAAGACCUUCCCCGAGUCGACGGCGCCCGUCGAGCUGUACGAGCGCAUCGUCCCCGCCGCAGAACUCGCGAAGGAGGCGGCGCGGAAUCAGCUGCCAAACGGCGAUUCCGCCUCGGCUGAGACGUGGGCGUGCCGGAGGAGCAUCCACAAGGAUAAACCGGUCAAGGGAACGGCAGCGUGGGAGGAGUUCGUCAAGUGUUUCAAGGACGACCAUGUCGAGGCCGAGAAAGCGUUCACACCCAACGUCAUGCAGGCAAGGGAAGCGCUGGCGUGGGACUGCAAUGGCGUCGUGGUCAACGAGGGGGGGCUCUCGUGGGGGGAUUUCAAGCUCAGCGUGUCAGAGAUCAAGCAUAAGCUCGUGAUGCCGCUCAAGAACCGCGUGUUCCCCGAGCUCAUCGUCUCGGCCAAGGCGAAGGGUGCUGACGAGUUCGUGGUCGUGUCGAUCCCCGUGCUGGACCUUGCUGGGUCGGACCAUGGGCAGCUGGUCAAGGACAAGAGCGUUGUUGUCGGCGCGUACGUGAGCGUCGAGAGAGUGCGGAGGCUGCCGACGGGGGCGAUUGAGUGGAUCAUGGCGACGGCCUCGGAUGCCAAGGGAGUGCUGCCUGCGUGGAUCCAGGCCAAGGCGGUGCUUGGGGUCGUCGCAAAGGACGUUGCGUUGUUCCUCGGCUGGAUUGCCGAGGAGCGUGAGAAGGGGACGAGCGUGGGCAAGUGGACAGCCGUCAAGGGCGACAGCGAGGCUCGCCCCGGCAGCACCAACCGCAAGCCGUCGAUGACAUUGGAGGACGCGGAGUCUUCAAACAUGCAGGGAAGGACUUCGAGGCAGGGCAUAUCUUCCAGGAACGGAACGGAGCCGGCGUUGGGAGGAACGAAUGGGACGAACGGGCAGGUUCAUGUUUGAUGUUUGAUGUUCUAUCUGUACGUGCGAUACCAAUCUAGUUUGUAGUGCCACAAGGUAAUGAAUGUUGACUAGCAACUUGUUCGGGGCCUAAUCAAGACUUGCCAACCCCGGGCUUCUUCCUAUCACCGACAUCCUUCCUCAGGAAGGCCCCCCCCCCCCCCC